AUGAAGGUCCGAGCGAUCGUCUGGCUCCAGAAAAUUCGACUAUUGAUCGCCAGUGCCAAGCUGGCACGAUUACUAAAGUUCAAAGUAGCCCUCGACGAGCAGCUUGCGGUAAUAGAUAUUAUACUCUCAGUGCGAAUGAGGCUUAGGGGACUCGAAAAUGUGGAAUAUUCACCUGCUUUGAAGGACAAAGACUUCAAUGAUCUGGCCAACUAUCACCUGGACAAUGACAAGCACGAAAAGGUACACCGCGGAUUGGUAUUCAAUUGCACUCAAGAAUUUGAAGGGGGCAAUGAUUGUCAAGGGGCAAGUAUCACACUACUGGGCAUUGUUCGCGAAUAUCAAGCACGAGGCAUUGCUUCUUGCUUCUUGGAAUUGAAAGAAGCCGAAACGGGCAAAGGGUGUAAACAUAGUCGGAUGAGGGUGCAGCAAAGUACCCGUAACGACAUAGUGCGGUGUGGAGAUCAAGACCUGCAAAAGUUCAAACGAGCCAAGGCAAUUAAGGAAAAGGCCCAACUAAAGAUCGAACUGGACCUGGGAAAAAUCGAACUAGCCAAGGCAAACGAGGAGCAAAUGGUAUACCGUUAG
Messenger RNA from Cylindrotheca closterium, 585 nucleotides. The record is from the annotation of a GenBank genome assembly. NCBI's taxonomy places the organism in Eukaryota, Bacillariophyta, Bacillariophyceae, Bacillariales, Bacillariaceae.